This is a messenger RNA of Polyodon spathula (Mississippi paddlefish), 2095 nucleotides long. It is a transcript of the gene ubb, whose product is annotated as ubiquitin B. Gene Ontology annotation, biological process: modification-dependent protein catabolic process; protein ubiquitination. Gene Ontology annotation, cellular component: nucleus; cytoplasm. The transcript is spliced from 2 exons. Gene Ontology annotation, molecular function: ubiquitin protein ligase binding; protein tag activity. The coding region runs from base 113 to 1942 and encodes 609 amino acids. The record is from RefSeq and is a predicted model, not a curated record. Lineage: Eukaryota; Metazoa; Chordata; Actinopteri; Acipenseriformes; Polyodontidae.
AUCUAUAAAAGCAAGGCGCUGGCAGCGCUGCGGUAGAUUGAAACCAGAUUUCAGCAUAUACGGAGCAAGCGGAGACGAACUGUUUGACGAACCUUCCUAAAACUAUUGAAAGAUGCAGAUCUUCGUGAAGACCUUGACUGGCAAAACCAUCACCCUUGAGGUUGAGCCCAGUGACACCAUUGAGAAUGUCAAGGCCAAGAUCCAGGACAAAGAAGGAAUCCCCCCAGACCAGCAGAGGUUGAUCUUUGCCGGCAAGCAGCUGGAGGAUGGACGCACACUGUCCGACUACAAUAUCCAGAAAGAGUCCACUCUGCAUUUGGUCCUGAGGUUGAGAGGAGGCAUGCAGAUCUUCGUGAAGACCUUGACUGGCAAAACCAUCACCCUUGAGGUUGAGCCCAGUGACACCAUUGAGAAUGUCAAGGCCAAGAUCCAGGACAAAGAAGGAAUCCCCCCAGACCAGCAGAGGUUGAUCUUUGCCGGCAAGCAGCUGGAGGAUGGACGCACACUGUCCGACUACAAUAUCCAGAAAGAGUCCACUCUGCACUUGGUCCUGAGGUUGAGAGGAGGCAUGCAGAUCUUCGUGAAGACCUUGACUGGCAAAACCAUCACCCUUGAGGUUGAGCCCAGUGACACCAUUGAGAAUGUCAAGGCCAAGAUCCAGGACAAAGAAGGAAUCCCCCCAGACCAGCAGAGGUUGAUCUUUGCCGGCAAGCAGCUGGAGGAUGGACGCACACUGUCCGACUACAAUAUCCAGAAAGAGUCCACUCUGCACUUGGUCCUGAGGUUGAGAGGAGGCAUGCAGAUCUUCGUGAAGACCUUGACUGGCAAAACCAUCACCCUUGAGGUUGAGCCCAGUGACACCAUUGAGAAUGUCAAGGCCAAGAUCCAGGACAAAGAAGGAAUCCCCCCAGACCAGCAGAGGUUGAUCUUUGCCGGCAAGCAGCUGGAGGAUGGACGCACACUGUCCGACUACAAUAUCCAGAAAGAGUCCACUCUGCACUUGGUCCUGAGGUUGAGAGGAGGCAUGCAGAUCUUCGUGAAGACCUUGACUGGCAAAACCAUCACCCUUGAGGUUGAGCCCAGUGACACCAUUGAGAAUGUCAAGGCCAAGAUCCAGGACAAAGAAGGAAUCCCCCCAGACCAGCAGAGGUUGAUCUUUGCCGGCAAGCAGCUGGAGGAUGGACGCACACUGUCCGACUACAAUAUCCAGAAAGAGUCCACUCUGCACUUGGUCCUGAGGUUGAGAGGAGGCAUGCAGAUCUUCGUGAAGACCUUGACUGGCAAAACCAUCACCCUUGAGGUUGAGCCCAGUGACACCAUUGAGAAUGUCAAGGCCAAGAUCCAGGACAAAGAAGGAAUCCCCCCAGACCAGCAGAGGUUGAUCUUUGCCGGCAAGCAGCUGGAGGAUGGACGCACACUGUCCGACUACAAUAUCCAGAAAGAGUCCACUCUGCACUUGGUCCUGAGGUUGAGAGGAGGCAUGCAGAUCUUCGUGAAGACCUUGACUGGCAAAACCAUCACCCUUGAGGUUGAGCCCAGUGACACCAUUGAGAAUGUCAAGGCCAAGAUCCAGGACAAAGAAGGAAUCCCCCCAGACCAGCAGAGGUUGAUCUUUGCCGGCAAGCAGCUGGAGGAUGGACGCACACUGUCCGACUACAAUAUCCAGAAAGAGUCCACUCUGCACUUGGUCCUGAGGUUGAGAGGAGGCAUGCAGAUCUUCGUGAAGACCUUGACUGGCAAAACCAUCACCCUUGAGGUUGAGCCCAGUGACACCAUUGAGAAUGUCAAGGCCAAGAUCCAGGACAAAGAAGGAAUCCCCCCAGACCAGCAGAGGUUGAUCUUUGCCGGCAAGCAGCUGGAGGAUGGACGCACACUGUCCGACUACAAUAUCCAGAAAGAGUCCACUCUGCACUUGGUCCUGCGUCUCAGAGGUGGUCAAUGAAGUUCUAGAAAAUGAACAUUUGUUCUUGCUAAUGUAUACUUUACGUGCUUUACAGUUUUGUGUUGCACUGUCUAUGGUAUUGAACUUUUUAUAUAUUCGUAAUAAGUUGAUUUGAUUGUCCUAAAAAUGUUCUAAUAAAGAAGUGCAGUUAAA